This is a messenger RNA of Paramacrobiotus metropolitanus, 2802 nucleotides long. RefSeq names its product actin-binding protein IPP-like. The transcript has 6 exons. The record is from RefSeq and is a predicted model, not a curated record. NCBI's taxonomy places the organism in Eukaryota, Metazoa, Tardigrada, Eutardigrada, Parachela, Macrobiotidae. Gene Ontology annotation, molecular function: protein binding. Bases 139 to 1968 code for a protein of 609 amino acids.
AAAAGCUGCUCGCAGUAACUAAUUAUUACUGCUCCCGUUUAGUAUGUUAUAAGUACAUAUUUAACGAAAGGUCAACCACAACCCUAGGAGAUCCAGAGUACGUCUCGUCGCCCAUAUCCUCCAGUUGUUGGAUAUCCUAUGGCAGCCACGCACAAUACAUCGGCCGUGGACGGCUAUUCAGUGCGAACCGGAAUGGGCAGUGAGCACUUCGCCGGGGUCAUUAACAGUCUGCGUACCGGUGGAGUGUUGUGCGAUGUGAUCUUAAAAGGGCAAGAAGAAUCAUCGGCCGCGAUUCCUUGCCACCGUUUCAUCCUCAGCGCUCACAGUACCUUCUUCCGUACCAUGUUUACCAUCGGAUUGAGGGAAUGCCAUGAGGAAGUAGUUCCACUACCGGAAGUAUCAGCUCCCAUUUUACAGUCUAUAAUUGACUACAUCUAUGCUACCGACAUCAGCAUCGACGAGGAUAAUGCCCUAUCCCUUCUUGCCGCAGCACACUUCCUGGAUAUUGCUCCGUUAGUCAGCACAUGUUGGGAUUUUCUGGAGCGCACUCUGGAUGACAAAAACUGCCUGGAGCGGUACUGCUUCCCUCUGUGCGAAAUAUAUAAACCCGAUCUAAUGAAACAAGCCAAAGCCAUGGUUCUGCGACAUUUUAUGGAGGCUUCCUCUAACCCUGACUUUUUAGAAUUAAGCACUGAUAAAUUAGUGGAACUGAUUAGUGCCGACGACUUGUGCGUCGAGCAUGAGGAGGACGUGUUAAGUAUCGUUGUUCGAUGGUUUAAUCAUGACCUCGAGGAACGGCGACCCCAAAUGUACGCAAUUCUGCAGUGCAUUCGUCAGCCGUUUCUAAAUAGGGCAUUCCAACAAAAUUAUUUCCUGCCUCUGCUGGAGACUGUUAAAAACCGUCCUGCUGGAGAAGGAGCAGGUUCUUCGACUUCUCAAUUAAAUCCAGGAACUGAGAGAACCGAAGAAGUUGCUGCAUGUUUAAAUCAUCCACGGAAAUUAUUCGGAACAACAACCGUGAUUUGCUUGAUUGGAGGAAAAGGAGACAACCUGAACGAUACAAACUGCGUGGAGUACUUCGAUCCAUUAAAAAAGUCGUGGAAUAGCUGGAAGAGCGCGGUAUUCGUCAACGUCGCCGACAACGGUGUGGUCAACGUGGACGACAAGUACGUCUUCCUCAGUGGCGGCUACAUGAACAACGAGUUCUGGCUGCACGCCAAUGUGCGAUACGAUCCCUACGCUGACCAGUUUGAGCCAAUGGGACGCAUGCAGACGCCGCGCGCGUGUCACGGGGCAGCGUAUCUGAACGGUUACAUUUACGCCAUUGGUGGAUAUGUUGACACGCAUGGAUAUCAAGCGAGCAUGGAACGCUACGACUACCGAUUACACUACCCUCCGUUUCACAGUGAAUGGCAGUUUGUGGCCAGCCUCCCGACGGCGCUAGCCAACUUCGCUACGGUGGUGUCUAAUGGGCGGAUUUAUGUGUUUGGCGGACGGACGUUUAGUGAUACAGCCACCGAUACCGCGCUGUCUUACGAUCCCAAGAAUGAUGCGUGGAGGGAAUUAGGGAAGAUGCCGACAGCACGGUACUCGUGCUCAGCAUGCGUCGGACCAAGUGGUUUAAUUUACGUAAUCGGUGGAUUCUUUUGUGGAGGACCUAAUCAAGGGCAGAGUUUGUCCUGCGUUGAAGCAUACGAUACCAAGACCGAUCAGUGGUUGACAAAAAGCGGUAUGAUAAAAAAACGGCAAAGUACCGGAGCGGCUUGCGUGGGCAAUAAAAUUUACGUCUUGGGUGGAUAUGAUAAAGGCGACCUGAAUUCUGUUGAAUAUUACGACGAAGCGUCCGAUACGUGGACGGUUUCCGACACCCAGUUACCUACAGCCCGCUCGGGGUUUGCAUGCGUGACCUUUCGCAUGAAGAACUUGAACAGCUUAGAAGCGGGAAAAAAACCAAAUGGCACGGCGUGAUGGAAUUUAUAAUAGAACUUGCUACGCUCGGGUCGUAAACAGAUCUGUAUUAGAUAAAUCGUUCAAACUUUUCCGCUACAUAAAAAAUUUGAACAAGUUGUAAAAGUAUUGAAAAAUCAUAAAUUUGUACGCUUUUUGGAAUAUAAGGUGCGACUGGGCAACGUACCUAAACUUUGCAGGUUAACAAAUAUUAUAGUUGACAAAGUGGUUAAUGUUGAAAAAUCGAAGAAACAAUUAUUUUUUAAUUAUCUGCCUUUACCAUCACAAAUCGCUUAUUACUUUGUAAUUUGUAAUAAUGAAAACACAUAAUUAUAUCAAUGAUGGCGCUGCUUACAUUAGUUAUAGUAAGCUGCUGAUCAGCGGUCAGUCUCUGGUCUCUCUACCGUAGACGAUAUUAGUGUUGAAUAUCUUCUCAUUCCUGCACGCUCCGUUUUAAAGUAUUUUGAUUCAUAUCGCAACCUUCUGGCUUUCUUGUGUGCUGUGUGGCAUGUCACCGGAAACACAACUUCACGAGUAAAACUCAGCUGUAAAAGUGUGUAAAAAGAAGCGCUGGAGCUGUACGUACACUGGUGAAGCAACAUGCAUUAUCUGCGCGUUAUCUUUAAUUCCGAUCGGUAAUUCUUUAUCAUCGUUUCCCUGUGUACUUGUUGUUAGUUUUAUUUUUCUGUGCUUCACAAUUCAGCUUUCAGUAAGAAAAAUGUUUGUGUAGCAGACAGCUCGCAGUUUUUACAUUUUGUCUUGUUGGUGUGACGAUCUGCUGGUUACUUUGCAGUGUGCGCAAUACGUAAUUAGCAGAACAAGUGCCUAAUUUGAGUUUCAUUAUUCUGACUUGAA